Drosophila takahashii is the source of this 3520-nucleotide messenger RNA. Its product is annotated as ENL/AF9-related super elongation complex transcription factor. Gene Ontology annotation, molecular function: chromatin binding. Lineage: Eukaryota; Metazoa; Arthropoda; Insecta; Diptera; Drosophilidae. Gene Ontology annotation, biological process: positive regulation of DNA-templated transcription. Gene Ontology annotation, cellular component: transcription elongation factor complex. The record is from RefSeq and is a predicted model, not a curated record.
ACGGUCACACACCAACAUUUUGGAUUUUUAUUUUCUGUGUGUUUUUCCAGAAUUUCCUCCGAUUCUAGAUCUAAGCUUUUGUGGUUUUCCCGAAAAUUGUGUGCAUCUCCAGGUGAAUGCAACAAGGCGCGAUAGAAACCAGUGAAACUUGAUGCCCUACCGCAGGCAUGGCGGUCAAGGUGCAAUUCGAAAUUGGCCACACGUCGAAGCUGCGCAGCAAGAAGACUCCUCAUCCGCAGGCCUUCACCCACGACUGGGAGAUCUACGUGCAGGGCGUGAACAAGGCGGACAUCAGUGCCUUCGUGGAGAAGGUGGUCUUUGUGCUGCACGAAUCGUUUCCGAAGCCCAAGAGAGUGGUCAAGGAGCCGCCGUAUGCCAUUCAGGAGUCGGGCUACGCCGGCUUUCUGCUGCCCGUGGAGAUCUACUUCCGCAACCGCGACGAACCCAAGCGCAUCGUUUACCAGUACGACCUGGUGCUGCAGACGACGGGGCCACCGCAUCACCAGUCCGAGAUCAAGACGCACAUCUUCGAGGCGCCGUCGGAGGAGUUCCGGGCCAAGAUGAUGCGCGGCGGCGGAGUGCCCGUGUUUGGCGCCUCCCUGGGCGCCGGCAAUCUCACCCGCACGCUUUCGCCCAACGUGGGCAGCGGCGAGACGCCGCCCAGCAAUGAGAUGGCUCUGGUCAAGGCCAAGGGUGUGCCCGGCAGCGUCUCGAUGAACGUGGAUCUGGGCACAGGCAAGAAGCACAAGUCGCGCAACGAUCCCGAUCCCGGCAAGAGCAACGCCUUCUCCGCCCUCUUCGGCCCGCCCAUUACCAAAAGCAGCGCCACGACGAACAAUCUGGCCCUGGUGCCCGUGGCCAAGCAUUCGCCGGACGCCAAGAUCGUGGCGGUCGGCGGAAAGGGCGGCUCCCACGAGGGCAGGGAGAAGGCGAGCAAGGCGGAGCGGGACAAGUCCAGCGGCGGCGAUAAGCCGCGGGAAAAGGACAAGAAGGAUCGCCAUGGUCGCGACAAGGAUCGCAAGUCUAGUAAAUCCGGCGAUGGGAAGCAUGAGCGGGAGAAAGAGAAAUCCAAGAAGGACAAGACACGCGACAAGGAGCGUGAGCGCGAGCAAAGCUCUGGCGGCACUCCAGCCGCCGGUGGCCUCACUGUAGCGACCUCCACCGCACUGGUUAAACACACCGCCAGUCCGAAGCCUGGAAAACCCAACGAAAUGGGUGCACCGAGUCCCAAGAAGACGCCAAAUGAUUCGACAGCCCCACCUGCUUCCCGUUCCAAAGAGCGCGAUGAGCACAAGUCGGGCAAGUCGGAGACCAAGGACAAGGAGCGCAGCUCCAGCAAGAAGUCCAAGAAGGAGAAGAAGGACAAGGACAAGGAGCGCGAUCGGGAAAGGGAGAAGCAGCGCGAUGAGAGCAAAGACAAGCGAAUGCCCAAGGAGGAGCGUGCCGGGCAGAGCGACAGUCCGGCAGCGGGAAGUGCUCAGCCGGCCAACCAGCAGCAGCUGCAGCAAUCCCAAAGCGGCAGCACGGGCAAGGCCACGCCCACCUCCGUGGGCAGCAACAGCAGCAGCAGCGUGGUCUCAACCGGCGGCAAGCAAAAGGACGAGGGCAAACAUAGCGAAAAAACCACGGAAACCAAAGGGGAUAAGAGCACCAGCAAUGGCAGUGCGGCAGACACCAAGAAAUCCCACAAACACAAGAAGAAGGACAAGAGCAAGGACAAGGACAAGGAGCGCAGCGAUCGCGACAAGGACAAGGAGAAGGAGCGCGACAAGGAGAAGCCGAAGGAAAGAGAAAAAGACAAGCAGCCGGCGGUGAGCAGCGGAGAGAAGCCAUCACCCACUGAGCCAUCGCCCAAAACAGAGGGAGCCAGUCCGGCAGCCGAGGGAGGAGCGACGGACAAGGCGGCACCCAGCAGUAAUGCCAGCAACAAGAAGGAGAAGCACAAAAAGUCCAAGGAGAAGUCCUCCGCCAAGGACGAGAAGCGUCAGCGGGAAACGGGCGACAAGCAGGCUGAGGGCAAGCAUGCCGCAAAGCAGCCGACUCAGCCGCAAAUCAAGGCUCCCAGCAACCUGGAUCUUAGCGAUGUGGACUCGGCCCAGUCGGCGCCCGAUUUGGCCGCCACCAAUGCUCUUGCCGCAGCAGCGGCAGCCACGCUUCAGCACUCCGACAGCUCGAACAGCAGCUUCCCCGACUUACCCGCCAGGAGCAGCAGCCAACAGAAGGCCGCCAAAGGAAGUUCCAGCAAGGAGGCGAAGCCUGCUGGCAAGGAGCACAAGGGCAAGUCCAAGCAGAGCGACAAGAACAGCGAAAAGGGCAGUGAAAAAGCGGAAAAGGCGGACAAGACGCCGGAUGCCAAGGCGGAAAAGUCAGAGAAGGCGGAAAAGGAUGAGAAGAAGCGCAAUAGGAGGAACUCACAAAACAGCAACAGCGGAGCAGCCGGUGGGUUUAUAGAGCCCCCUGUAAAGACCUCAAAGAAGGAGCAAUCGAAGGCGCCGCGCGAGAAAUCCAAGUCGCCCUCGUUGCGUCCGCCCAGGGAAACCAACUCCAAUGCGGGCUCAGGAGGAGCUACCAAUGCCGGAUCGGGAUUCUUGCCACCGCCAUCAUCUUCGCCAAGCAACAACCAUGCGGCAGCUAGCCUAAACAACAAUAAUAAUAAUAAUAACAACAAUACGAACAGCAACAGCAGCCAUUCGCCCGCUGAAAUGACGACGCCGGGUCAGCUUCAGCUGCCAACGGAGUAUUUGAGCGAACUGCAGGAGCUGCACCACAAGAUCAUGACCCUGCAGGACAACGAGGAGUUGCAGCACGUCGUCGAGAUGAUUGCCGCCACCGGUUGCUACGAGAUCACGCACAAGACAUUCGACUUUGACCUGUGCAAACUGGACCGCGGCACCGUGCAGCGUUUGCAGGAGUUUCUGGCCACCUCGGUGUCGUGACACGCCCUCAACUCCACCUCAACCGGGCCUGCUCUCUACAGCUAGACGAUGCACAAACCCCUCAUGCACAUAACCAAAUCAUUAAGCUUAAAGUUAUUGUUGUAAGCCCGUUGCGAAAUAACAUGGCUCGCACACAGCCUCGAUUCCCCUUGCCUAGAACCUAAGUUGUUAGCCCGAAGGGCACACAAAAAUCCCGAAAGAAAAUAUGGAAACAAACGAAACCCUUUAGUUUUUGAGACUCAUUCGAUUUAAGACCUAUUUUAUAUUAUUUUGGAUCCUAUUCGACUGUAGCACGAUGAUUUUAGCAUUCUUUACGGUCGCCUUCUUAUAAAUUAAUUAUUUUUAAUUUAAGAAUUGCACUAGUUUACGCCAAGAGAUGGAAAAACAUAAUUUAAAAAAGUGUUUUAUAGAAUAUCUCACGAAAAGCAAUUUUGAAAGCUACAUUUAAUGACAGUUUCGAAGUCAGCAGCCGCUAUUUAACUAAUAAAUAAAGGUUCUACAAGUACUCACCAAAAAAGGCGAAGUUUGUAAACUAGUGUUGAUUACUUGCGAAUAAAUUAAUACUUUUGUACGAUAUUUACGUA